AUGUUUAUUAUAUUUUUAUUUUGCAUUACAACAACUCUUAGUUCCUUCAUUAAUUGUCCAGAAUAAACUUAAUAAUAUUGUGAUGAUAAUUAUCAUCCUGUUUGUGCUUAUGUCUAAGAUGAAAAAGUAUUUAUCAUUUAAUAAUUAAAUAUAGAUUGCUAAACAAUAUUAAAAUGCUUGUGAGGCUUGUAAGAUAUCUACUACAUAAUAUUAUUAUGAAGGGGAAUGUAAAUAGUUAAAAAAUCAUACCUAAAUUUAUCGUUUAACUACUGAAUCAAAUGAAUAAUCAGAUUUAAUAAAGGACUGUGAUGAAAACAUAAGAUAUUUGACUGAUUGUAGUAAUAAAGAAAGUUUAGUAUGUGGUGUAUUUACUUCUACUGAAAAUUGUACAACUUGUUAAAAUGAAUAUUAUAAUUUUUGUGUGGCAUGUGCAGAUUAAAAAGUUGAUUAUUAUUAUGAUGGAUAUUGUAAAAAUGAAUAAACGUAAUUAAUCCUUAUAAUUCAAUAGAAAAUCAGAAAUUAUUUAUUGUCCUGCAGAUAGACCAUCCAACUGUGAUGAAAACGGUUAAUCAGUUUGCUCAUAAACUACAUAUCCAUGCUCUACUUAAGAUUGUGUAUUGGAAAGUAAAUCAUGGUGUGCAGCAUGUUCUAAUUCAUAAGUUAUCACAUAUUAUUAAGGUAGUUGUCAAAAAUAUUUGGAGUAUAAAUAAUUUAAUUAAUCUAAGAUAUGCUAAAAAUGUUAAUAUAAUGGAAGAAGUGGCUUAAAAAUGUAAUUCUUUAUAACCUGAAACUUGUACAGAAACUGUCUAGGAAGUAUGUGCAACUGAAACUUGUAAUGAUGAUGGAUUAAUUUGUUAAAAGACUUAUAGUAAUUCAUGUUUAGCAUGCAAGAAUACAAAGGUAAUUAGUUACUUACCAUUUUCAUGUUUCUCAUAUUAAUAAUUUAUUAUUUGGAGUAUGAUUAUUUAUUUUUUGUAAUGA
This is a messenger RNA of Paramecium pentaurelia, 981 nucleotides long. Lineage: Eukaryota; Ciliophora; Oligohymenophorea; Peniculida; Parameciidae. The record is from the annotation of a GenBank genome assembly.